AUGGAACCGAUCCUUGGAGUACUCCAGCAGGAAGAUGUAAGACUGUUCGAAAUCUUCGUUCGAGAGGAGAUAACGGACCUGGAAACAUUUUCACUACUUGACAACGAUGAUUUCACACGGCUCAAACUUUCUACGAAAAUGGUAAAAACCAUUCAAAAACUUCAAAAACUGUUGGAAAAUGAUUUGGUAGUUGAAGAACUGGAAGACCAUAUUGAAGACAUAAUCGAAACUCAUGCAGAUGACGUUGGAACAAACUCGAACGCCGAAAAUGAUGAUCGUUCGUUCAAUCUUGAGCAAGAAAUCAACGUCGAUCAAAUAUUCACAAAAACCCAAACAGGACGAGAGAUUCAAGAGUUUUUGGUGGAAGGUUACAAACCAACUGAGAAGGUGUCCAAACAGAUCACCCACAUCCUCUGCGACUACCUGGUAUCUGCUUACGGCGAGAGGCCAUCUACGUUCUAUAAGGAAAUGCUAGCUCGAUCCUUGGUCAAGACGUAUCCACUAUAUGUACAUUAUCACUUUUCUUUCCUCACGUAUUUUUCGUAUUGGAUGCUGGAUCAUAUAUAUUUUUUUUCAUCGAACUGUGUGUCAAAAAUAUCUGCUGUGAAUGAACGAAAACGUGCUUUUGUAUUUGUACUAUUGCAGGCACUGUGGUUUUACAAAAACGGUCGCGGUAGUGGGCGCCAUUCAGGAAAAAUUCACUACCGGAUGGAGUUCCUUGCCAAGAAAUCAGACAAACGGGUAUUCCACAGACUCUCCGAUGACUGCCAAACAUUGCGAGCUUCAGAAGUAUCAGAAUACGAUCAAGACGAAGCAACCAUCGAUGAUCUGGUACUAGAACUGCAAUUUGCUGUACCCACGGAACAAUCAAAAUCAAGAAUUAUGGAUUUAUGGAAACAAACGUUGAGAUUCCGUAACAACAUUCGUGAGGAAGGAACAUUUUUGCAGUUCAUGAAAGACUUUCCGGUAGCUACAGCGUUUGGAGGAGCAUUGAUUUCAUUUGACUUUGAGUCAAUGAGGCCAAAUGGGGCACGGUUCGAGGAUGUAUGGAAUGUUAUCCAACCAAAAAUUCUGGAUCAAUACCGAGAUGUGUACAGAUAUAUCAAAAACGAUAUGAUCAAGGCGUUAGCCGUAGUUCGUGAAAAAAAUCCAACCAGAGGAGCAAAACGACCACGACCGGACAAAGAAAAAGAAGCACGAAAGUUUAAUCCGUUGCAUGGUAUCAUCGACUGGAUUGAUCCGGAGAUGGAAUUACCUAACACAGAAGAUCCGCUUAUCAUCGUGUCAGCAACAUUAUUUGAAGAUGGUGACUGCAACAUUAUUUGGAAGGACAUCUCAAUUCCUGUCGGAAACAAUCUACUGGGCGCCUUCACUCUACUGUUGCAAGUUUUUACAGUAUUUAAUGUAAAAUGCUGCCCAUCGGACAAGAUUUUUUAUUCUUUUUUUUAUGCAUACUGUUUCAAAAUCGAAGCAUUGAGUACCACUGGCAAUAAGUUUGUAAGCCAACUAAAUUAA
Molecule: messenger RNA, 1515 nt
Organism: Ochlerotatus camptorhynchus
Lineage: Eukaryota; Metazoa; Arthropoda; Insecta; Diptera; Culicidae
Exons: 8
Coding region: 1-1515 (504 amino acids)
Source: RefSeq, a predicted model, not a curated record